This is a messenger RNA of Carassius auratus (goldfish), 868 nucleotides long. RefSeq names its product gastrula zinc finger protein XlCGF49.1-like. The coding region runs from base 69 to 860 and encodes 263 amino acids. Gene Ontology annotation, molecular function: DNA-binding transcription factor activity, RNA polymerase II-specific; RNA polymerase II transcription regulatory region sequence-specific DNA binding. Gene Ontology annotation, biological process: regulation of transcription by RNA polymerase II. NCBI's taxonomy places the organism in Eukaryota, Metazoa, Chordata, Actinopteri, Cypriniformes, Cyprinidae. The record is from RefSeq and is a predicted model, not a curated record. Gene Ontology annotation, cellular component: nucleus. The transcript has 2 exons.
AGAUUGAUAAUAAUGGAUAAAGGGUUUAUUGCUUUUUUUCAGCUAACAAGUACGAGGAUCAGAGCAUCAUGAAGAAGAGACAGAGUGUAUUAAAGGACAAAGAGAACAUGAGAGAUCUAGAACCCUGCAGAACCAAACACACUGAAGAACAAACAGACCUGAUGGAGGAGAAUGAGGAGAGUGACGAGCAGAAGCAUCAUCAUGGUACAACGAGAGAAAAAACUUGCUCACAGACCAAAAGAGUUUAUUUACGGAAAAGAAGAAAUAAGAAAGGUUUCACCUGCACUCAGUGUGGAAAGAGUUUGACAUACAAACACAACCUCAAUGUUCACAUGAAGAUCCACACUGGAGAGAAACCGUUCACAUGUGAUCAGUGCGGGAAGAGUUUCACACACAAAGUAACCCUUCAGCAACACAUGAUCCUCCACACUGGAGAGAAACUGUAUGAAUGUGAUCAGUGUGGAAAAACAUUUUCAUGGGCUUCAGGCCUGAAGCAGCACAUGAAAGUUCAUACAAAGGAGAAACCACAUUCAUGUUCUUUCUGUGGAAAGAGUUUUUCACAACUGAACAAUUUAAAAGUUCAUCAGAAGAGACACACUGGUGUGAAAGAUUACAUGUGCUUUGAGUGUGAGAAGACGUUUACUACGGUUGCACAACUGAAGCUGCACAAGAGGAUCCACACUGGAGAGAAACCUUACAUGUGUUCAUACUGUGAGAAGAGAUUCAAUCAGUCAGUACAUCUGAGAAGACAUGAGAUGAUCCACACCGGAGAGAAACCGUAUCACUGCACUGCAUGCGGGAAGAGUUUCCGUCAUUCAUCAACUUUUUGUUUGCAUAUGAAAAACAAACACAGUAAGUAGAUCAUAGA